CAAACAAGGUCGUUGCCAUGCCUCUGCAAAUCCACUCUGUUUUCUUUCCUUUCUACUCUUCUCAUCUUACUCGGUAUUACGGUUCCUCUUUAAUCAAGGUUGUCCCAAAAAGAAACAAGCUGCUUGCAGAUAAAGGACACAAGCAACAUGGGAGACUAUCUCUUGAUAAAAGAAAUAACUCCAGGCAUGGCUACAUGGACAAGCAAAGUGGUGGUUAUAGAGAAGCUCAACAUACGAGAAUCAGCCAAAAAUCCUGGGAAAAUAUACAAGCCCUUUGUGCUCCAAGACAGUGUGGUAAGUAACUUUAUAAACAUAAAUUAAUGCACAUAUUAAAUUCUUAAAAACCAGUGUAUCUUUUACAGGGAAACAAAGUUAAGGCUUUGGCCUAUGGGCAUGAAAUUUCAGUUAUCGACCAGCGUCUAAGUCUUCAUAAUACUUACCUGAUUUCUAAUGCAAUGGUCUCCAAUGUCUAUGCAAACUUCAAUGUUCCCGAUGUGGAAUAUCAAUUCAUUUGGUCAAUCAAUAGGAGGACAUUGAUACAAGAUGUGGAUGCAGUUGAUAAGUUAGAAAUAGUAGCACAAUCUGAAGCAGCAGUUACACCCUUUAAUGCUUUCUAUGAUUCCAUGAUACAGAAGGAAUUGAUAAAUGUGCUCGGUCUCAUAAUAUGCAAACUCCCACGGGAGUUCGUUCUCACGUCCGAUGGACCGAAAAAGGCUAAUGACUUUGUAAUUAUAGAUGACCAAUCACAGCCCAUCAUUGUCACAAUGUGGAAUGAAUUUGCUUCCAUCCAAGGACAUGAAAUUCAGGGAUUAUUGGACGCAGGGAUACAUCCAAUAAUUCUUGCAAAACAUUUAGCUGUAACAUCUUACCAAAGCAAGUCUGAUUUUGUAUAUGUAUAUAAAUUAUAUAAAAAAAUUCUAUUAGAGUAGUAAUAUGUUAUACUCUAAGAGAAAACGUUCUUUCAUAACUCUUUUGUAUAAAUUAAAUAUUCUACUAAAGUGUAAUUACAUUUAUUUUACAGGAUUGUCUCUGUCUACUACAUACGAUUCAUGCAUUGAGCUAAACCCAAUCACCAAACAGGCUAAUGACCUGAAAGAAUGGAGAGGCGCACAUGCAAUUGCCAUUGAGCAAAUAAUCAAAAGAGGACACUACAUUGAUUCACUAGACGCUCUUGGACGUCCACAUCUCCAAGUAAAGACCAAUGUUUGUGAUGUACUGAAAAGUAUAAAAGAGGCAAAAAUGCUAUGGGUUGAAGGUAAUUUCAAUUUCAUUGGAGGUGGAACAAUUCCCUACUACACAGGUUGCAACAGAUGCAAUAAAGGGAUGCAUUCAACUGAAGAAGUGCACUAUGAGUGUUUG
Molecule: messenger RNA, 1359 nt
Organism: Cuscuta epithymum
Lineage: Eukaryota; Viridiplantae; Streptophyta; Magnoliopsida; Solanales; Convolvulaceae
Source: the annotation of a GenBank genome assembly